AUGCAGACUGCUGGUGAUGGAGCAAAGGGCGUGGGCGCCAAGCGAAGUCGAAGCGGCGGCCCAGUGCUCAAUCCGAGUGCUGCAUCUAUUGAAUUACUAGUGGAUUCGACUGCAGAGUCCGUAAAGACUCGCUUCUUGCAAUUUUUAUGUGGUUACGGGCAGCAGGACGACGCAGACGAGGCUAUGGACCCGAGCAAGAUCAACUACAGUCAGCAGGCUGAAGUAAUGCGCAAUACAGAGACAUCAUCGCUCUUUGUCGACUUUUCUCACGUCUUAGAGUUCGAUCCGGACUUAGCACAAGCUCUCCAGGCCCAGUAUUACCGCUGGGAACCGUACUUACGUCGUAGUGUCUUUGAGUUUAUUCGACUUGAGGACGCAGCUUAUACAGUCAAUGAAGACGCAAACAAAACGCAGCGUGAAUUUUUUGUCAACUUUUACAAUUUUCAGCAUGUGUCCCAUAUUCGGGAUCUUAGGACCAAAAGCAUUGGCGAACUUUUGAGUUUUUCUGGUACUGUAACUAGGACGUCUGAAGUGCGUCCAGAGCUUCUUUUUGGUGCUUUUACGUGUGCCGAUUGUGGUGGCGAUACGACAGGUGUAGAACAGCAAUUUCGGUAUAGUGAACCUGUCAAGUGUCAGAAUCCGUAUUGCGUCAACACGUUUGCAUGGGAGCUUAAUACCGAAAAGUCAGUUUUCGUGGACUGGCAACGCGUCAAAGUGCAAGAGAAUAGUGACGAAAUUCCAGCUGGGAGUAUGCCACGGUCAAUUGAUGUCAUUCUAAGACAUGAAAAUGUCGAACAGGCCAAAGCUGGUGACCGAGUUGUUUUUACUGGUACUUUUAUUGUAGUCCCUGACGUCUCCAAGUUUGCUCAAGCUGGUGGAGAGACGGCUGUUGCAACGCGAAACAAUGACCAAUCAAGACGAAAUGGCGAGAAUAGUACGCAAGGCAUGCAGGGCGAAGGUGUGCGUGGUUUGAAGGCUCUUGGUGUGCGUGAACUCACGUACAAGACCUGCUUUCUGGCUUGUAGUGUACAGACCAUGGAACAACGUUUCAAUAGUAUUUCAAUUCGCAGUGAAUAUAACGAAGAUAAUACUGAAGAACAAGAAAACGGUGAGGCUGCACUUCAGGAGUUCAGUGAUGAAGAAGUAGCAUCAAUACGUAGGAUGCAGCAAGAUCCAGACCGAUAUUCAAAGAUGGCAAAGUCAAUUUGUCCAUCUGUUUAUGGUCACGACGAAAUUCGAAAGGGGAUUUUAUUGAUGCUCUUUGGUGGUGUGCACAAAAAGACAAUAGAAGGUAUCAAGCUUCGAGGAGACAUUAACGUUUGUAUUGUGGGUGAUCCAUCGACUGCUAAGUCGCAAUUUCUCAAGUAUAUUGUUGGUUUCUUACCUCGUGCAAUUUAUGCUUCUGGUAAAGUGAGUUCAGCUGCCGGCCUCACGGCUUCUGUAACACGAGAUGCAGAUAGUGGCGACUAUUGUGUAGAAGCUGGAGCGCUGAUGCUUGCAGAUAAUGGCAUUUGUUGCAUUGACGAGUUUGACAAGAUGGAUCCAAUGGAUCAAGUGGCAAUUCACGAAGCAAUGGAACAACAGACAAUCUCAAUUACAAAAGCAGGCAUUCAAGCAACAUUGAAUGCACGCACGAGUAUCUUAGCUGCCGCUAAUCCAUACAAUGGCCGCUACGACAAAACCAAGACUUUGAAAUAUAAUGUCAAUAUUUCAGCGCCAAUUAUGUCGCGUUUUGACUUGUUUUUUGUCAUUCUGGACGAUGGCGAUGAAGUGACAGAUCAGAAGAUUGCUGAACACAUUGUGAACAUUCACAUGCCAAGUGAACUACAAGUCCAAGCGACGGAGACUGGUGCGUAUAGCGAAGAAGAGUUGAAGCGGUACAUUAAGUUUGCAAGGACAUUAAAUCCUGUGAUCACUUUGGCAAGCAAGCGAAUGAUGGUUGCGUGUUAUCGAAGUUUACGUGAGAACGAUGUCGUAAGCAAUGGCCAGACGAACAUUGCGUACCGAAUCACAGUGCGGCAACUUGAGUCGAUGAUCAGAUUAUCCGAAGCUUUAGCAAGACUCGAUCUGAGUGAAACUGUAAUGGUUUCACACGUUCAAGAAGCAUACCGAUUAUUAAGCAAGUCGAUUAUCCACGUGGAUACGCAAAAUGUAGAGCUAGAUGUACCGCUGGUUGUGCCAGAUGGUAAAGAUGGUGACGAUGACAGAUCGAAUACUGGCGGUACAAGUAUGGAUGACAACGACAAUGGUACCAGUAGUGGUGGCAAUUUAAGUACAGGCAAUGUAUCAAAUGACUAUCCGUCGAACGAGAUGCAAGUGACAAGCUCGUCAUCACUUUCGUUCGAGCGGUUUGCGAGAAUUCAAAAGGCCAUUGGUCGAUUCAUUCGCGAGAAAGAAGAGGAAGUGUUGAAUGCCAAAGUCGCUCGGGACGACAUCACGUCAGAGGCACAACUUACACGGGAGAAGCAACUGUUUUGCUCGGUUAUUGAUAAAUUGGUGCAAGACAAAGUUUUGUCAGUUGUUGAUUUGGUUGAUGAAGAUGGUGAAGAUUUGAAGCUAGGAGACAAAGUUGAGGAUAGCACAAGGCAUUUGUCGCUUGAAGAGCAGGACGCGAAAAAGCAACAACGAUAUUUAACCGUGCACCCAAAUUAUGCUUUCGAGUAG
This is a messenger RNA of Plasmopara halstedii, 2664 nucleotides long. RefSeq names its product mcm-domain-containing protein. Lineage: Eukaryota; Oomycota; Peronosporomycetes; Peronosporales; Peronosporaceae. Gene Ontology annotation, cellular component: MCM complex; nucleus. Gene Ontology annotation, biological process: double-strand break repair via break-induced replication; mitotic DNA replication; DNA replication initiation. Bases 1 to 2664 code for a protein of 887 amino acids. The record is from RefSeq and is a predicted model, not a curated record. The transcript has 3 exons. Gene Ontology annotation, molecular function: single-stranded 3'-5' DNA helicase activity; single-stranded DNA binding; ATP binding.